Messenger RNA from Trichobilharzia szidati, 7286 nucleotides. The record is from the annotation of a GenBank genome assembly. Lineage: Eukaryota; Metazoa; Platyhelminthes; Trematoda; Strigeidida; Schistosomatidae.
CGUGCAAUUUAGUAGCUUGCGUUCUACCCCUGUGGUUUGAUGCAAAAUGUUGCGGGACGUGGUGAUUACGAAGCUCUUCUUACCAGAGAGACGAGGGAACCUCUUAUUGACAAACAUAAAACAGGAGCCAACUUCGGAAGGCUCCCCCUCGCAAAGCUUAUCCGUUCCAGUUACAGAAAUUUCUGAGCCUACUCAAUCUAAUAGUCAAACUCGACUUACAAGAUCGCAAAGCGUCACCUGUCCACCACCUUACUUUACUUCAUCUGAACAUAUAACCCUCCCAGGGAAUACUUUCUACACUUGGUCAAGAGUCUCUCAGCAACCGAUUUCUAGGACGCUUAGUGGGCAUGUGAACGAGUCCAAUGGACUUGUUACAGGAAGUUCUCUACCUGCUGUAACCAGUGUCAAUGAUUCCACUCCCCUCAUCGUACCCAGUACAAUUCCUCCACGUACACCCCAUGAUGAUCAGUGUUCAUCAAGUAACAUGAUUCAUAAUACAGCUUCCGCAGACGCACGCCUACAUAUGGUGACAGGUGGUGAGUGUGUUAAUUCGUUACCAUUUCGUAAUGACACACUCUCUGGUUCUUCUAUAUCUGGUGUCACUCUUCCUCUAACAACGCAAUCUUCUGGACCUAGCACUUAUGAUGCAUUUAAUCAUCGCCCAGUUCAUUCAUCUGUUCCUCGUCCCACACCACUAUCAAAACGAUGCACCCAACCAGCAACCAGUGUAUCACUGAAUUCACAGCCACCAAUGGUAAACACUUGUUCCCAACAUUUAGGAAGUAAUACGCGAAAUCCAGUCGUAUCUAUAGGCGAUCCAAACAGAUUGGCAACCUCUUCAGCUGCCAAUAGGAUUGAUGAAGAAAUUAUGAAUCCUGCUUCCACGGAUGAUAAUCUCCUAUGGGGUCGUAUCGCUCGAAACUCAUCAGGAGAUUUAAGAUUUCCCGGCAUCAAUCGCACUUUUAAAAGUGCUUAUUCAGUCUUGAGGCAAAUUUAUCAAUCGGCUAUGGCUCAAGACAGUUUGACUUUACAGUUACCGGCAUCCGCGAUUCAAUGUGAAAAUGAGGCAAAUAUUCGUUCAGAAAACUCACUACCAAAUUCGCUACUUAAUUCAACUUCAAGAAAAGGUUUUUAUAUUUGCCUGUGUUGCCGAGCAACAUUUACAAGCAGUGCUUUGUAUGAAGACCACCUGGAUCGUACCGUUGCUCGAAUAUUGUAUCGUUGUCAUCUCUGUCGUGCUUCUUGGACAACAACUUCACGUGAGGCGGUCAGUAUCGCUGAUGUAAAUACAAGUCAUCAUCAUCGUCCGGAGGACAACAGUAGAAAUUCUUCUGAAUCAACUAGCAGUUCUGUUGUCGCUGCUGGUAGUUCGCAUGAAGUCACGCUUGCCAUGAUCCCGACUACUACUACUAACAACAACAACAACAGUAAUAAUCAUGAAAGCGAAAUCUCCUCACGAUUUUAUUCUGUUCUACCGGGUGGAAUUAUCAGCGCUAAUAAUAAAUGCGCCAUAUUUAUUCAUUUGACAUCCGUACACCCGGAUAAAAGAAGCGAUUGGAUUCUAAGACCAUCGCUUCUUACAAUUUGUCCGUUGGUUACGCCAGCCACAUAUUUAAAUUUAGUAGCACUGACCGCCUCCACUACUACUACUACUGAUAUACAACCUUCUGAUGCAGGGAAUGAGCCAGCGCCUACACGUCAAACAUCCAAUCAACUUGUCAAAACUCAUUUGAAUGAUUUAUGUAAAUCAAGAGUUUGGAGUGAUCUUCAACAUAGUCUUAGCAAUAUAUCUGCCCUCGGGAGUCUUGACUUUCUCCAGUCAUCAUCAACAUCAUCAGCGUCAUCUUCCUCUCAACAAGUUUCCUCCAAUCCCGUUGGCAGACUAACUCGAACACAUGACGACAUAAUUGUCGAGACGUUCUCCUCUUUAAGGCGUAUUUUUACACCGAGUAGUAGCAACAACAGUGAGAGCAAUUUACCUAGCCUCCCGUGUUCAGACAGUGUCUUAUAUCGUUUAAUUCUCAAUUGUGCCACUAGCGAAAUUUGGCAUUCACAUCUUUUUCUACCGGAACGGUGUAAUGAUGAAACCAGAACAAUUUGUACUCCUGCUACAACCACAGCAACAACAACAAAAACAGUAAAUCAUCAAGAUGAAAGUAAUCCGGUUACUGCUGAAACUAAUAAUAAUAAUGUUGGUGGUGCUGCUGUCGAAAAUGGUCAAACCAAUAACGGUGAUAACAGUGGGAAUGUUGGCGGUAGUUACAGUGCAAUAACUAAAAAACUUUACGAUACUUGUCUACCUCCAUCCGCUCCAUCCAAUGCUCAUCUGAAUUGGGCUUUAAACGUGAUAUUGUCUUCGUAUCGUUCAUCGCAGUCUUCAACUCCAUCAUCGUCAUCAUCAUCAGCAGCAGCAGCAACAGCAUCAGUGGUUCAAUCUUCUGAUUCAAUCAACCGACGAGGUGACCUUGAAAAUAAUGAUAAUUUGCUGCCAAUACAAGCGACUAGUAAAAAUUUAAUGGUCACCUCAUCAAGUGAUCAACUGCCAGCGCCAGCAUCAUCAUCACAACAACAACAGCAACAACAAAAGCAACAACCAUUCGGUGUGUUACGUUGUCUCUUAUGCAACUUUCAAACAAAUGAUAAACAAAAGCUUAAAAUACAUCUUAUGGGUAGUGGUCGAACUGUACUCAAUACAAAAUGUGGUCUAUGUGGUCAGUUAUUGAGUAUAGUACAAUCAGAUUUAUGUUUGAUUAAAGCCCAUUUACUGUUACACUUGGGAUGUUAUUUAAUGUGUCCUCAGUGUGGAUUUACGCCUCCACCAUAUUUAUCUCCGGAUUGUGCUGAAUUAUGCUUACGUGUACAUCUCCGCUUUGUAUGCUUUCAUUUCAAUUUGAGAGAAAUCUUUCAAUGUUGUUAUUGUCAUGAAAGUGAUAAUAGAAAAGGCUAUAAGUCAUUUGAAAAUUUAUGCCAACACUAUUUUGAAUAUCAUUCAAAGCGAAUUUAUUCAUGCUUGAUUUGCAUAAAACACCAGGAACAAUUAGAAUCUAUUGGGAUAAGUAAUAAUAAUAAUAAUAGUCAACAGCAGAGUACAAGUUUCAGAGAUGAAACUGGUAAUGGUGGUAACAUUGCCGUUAUUCCUAAUAACACUGUUAAGAACAACAGUUCUGUUCCAAUGCCUGUCAUCUCGAAUAGGAGUUAUACCUCUACAAUACAUCAUGUGGGGGGUAUGCAUGUGAUGAAUAGGGAAAAUAUGCUUCUGCAACAACAACUGCAAUAUUCAACAUCUUCACUUCAAACUUCUUCUGGUCCGGAUUCUAAUAUGUUGAAUUCAUCUCAUGAUUUGGCCAACAUUUCCCUUCCACGGAUAGAAGAACUAACGCUGCUUGAAACAUCUUCAUUUGAAGAAUUAACGUAUCAUAUGAGAGUUGUUCAUGGUGCACAUACGCCUAGUUCUAUCAAUUCUUCGACUGCUACUAUUCCUCCUCUUUCUGCAUGUUCAAGUGAAUCUCAGACUGUGUUAUUACCAUCCGCAUUGGUCAACUCAACACAACCAGCGAUAAUCACUACGAAUUUAUUAAACACUACAAGUCUACGUCUUCCUUUGUCUUCUUCUGCUUCUUCGUCUACUAUUACUACAACUCCUAGUAGUCAUAACAACGCUUUUGUAAACAUCAAUGGACUGCCGGUGGUCUAUAGAAAUCAUGAUAAUAAUUAUAAUGCCAGUGAAAUGCGAGUGAAUUCCGAUUACUCUACAAGAUUUCAGUGCAUAGAGUGUAUGAGAUUUCUUGACACAAGAGAGGAGUAUUUUCAGCACUUCAGCGCUGAACAUCGAUUAGCUUGUAUUCAUGAAAACUAUUAUCGAUGUUUUGGUUCGUGUAAACGUCUUUUCCCAAAUAUUGAUGUUUUUCGAGAACAUUUAUCUGUGUGUCAGCAUGCACAAACUAUCUUUCAGUCAACAUUUGGAUAUUCCUAUACUUAUAGUAAUGAUAAUAAUGACAAUAAUAGUAAUAAUAAUAGUAAUCAGGAUAUACUUAAUUUAUUGGACCCAGAGCAUGCAGAUGACAACCAACAGCAACAGUCUGUCAGAACCUCUUCAUCAUGUGAGAAUAAUGCAUCUUCUUCUUCAUCUGCUGCUGCUUCUUCCAGUCGUGCAUCAGUAAUAUUUAAUCGAAAAUUAUGCUUCUGUGCAUACUGUGGUAUUGGACCAAGACGAAAUAUAUCGACGACUGGGGGUAUUGUUCAUCCUUCGUCUACAAUGAUAAUAACAACCACAUCGACAACAACCACAGCAGCAGCAGCAACAACAACAACUACUACUACUACUAUGACUUCAACUUCUUAUUCCUUGUGUAUGGAUCAUCCACAUGGACAGAUUACAUCUGAUCCAUUAGUGAUGUCUGCAGAAUCAAAUGGAUCGGACGAAGUCACACAAAGUCGAAAUAACGAAAUCAAUCUAGGGUUACAGAAUCAAGAUUCAACAGCGGACAAUGGUUAUAUUUCUGAUUGUUCUCAUGCAUCAAACAACAACAACAACAACGCAACUCAACAGCUACAGUUACAGCCACUGCAACAACAACAAGGACAACAACAACAACUACACGAAUCUCCUACUAACCGUGAAACUCCAUUCACUGCUCGAUACUUUACAGAUUUGAUGAAGUUACAAAAUCAUGAAAGAGACUCGCACUUUUAUGAUUGUCGUAACUUUAUUGCUUGUCCAUGGUGUCAUAAACAGUUGUCAUUUUCUAAGAAGGAGAAUUCUAAUGGUACUUAUGACCAUUUAUUAUCACAUAUUCAUAAACACCGUAUGGCUUCUUGGUGUCUUGCACGAACACGUCAAUGGAAUGAAAAUGCUAAAGCUCUACCACAUUGUGUAUGUGGAUUAGCCUUACUCGAUUCUCCACUGGCUAUUUUAUCGCAUGCUGGAACACACUUGAUACAUGCAGACAAGUACAAAUCAUCGUCUGUUGUUCUACCGGAUCCAAUACAACUGCGUCGAUUAAAGCGUCAACAUCCGCAUGCAUCAUCGUCAUCUUCAAAUAAUCGACAGUAUUCAUCAGAGGAAUUUCUAUUCCCUAAACCUAAUGAUCAUAUUCCGUGUUGUAUAGAAGUUUAUCGACAUCUACGAUUCGGUGUUUCUCCAGGAUUUGACGCCUACCUUUUAGAAGCAACGAAAGGAAGCUUAACCUUUACAUGUCCUAUUUGUUCCACAGUGUUGUGUACUCGUUGGGCCUUAACACAGCAUGCAUUUUCAGAGCAUUGGGGCACUUUAUGCUAUAUUUGUUGUACUUACACAUUCAAUCCUGAGGAGAAUUCGCCUUCGUUAGACAUCAGUGUUGAUUGUAAUGCACAGAUUCCAAGUGCCUGUCCAUCAGUGUCAUCUUUACCAGCUAUCGCUUCUUCUUCUUCGUCUUUAUGUCCACCUACUUUGAUCCCUUCCUCUUUGAUGACCACGAAGAAGAUAGCAUCAACAUCCACAACAGCCACAGCGACAGCAACACCAACGACUGAGAUUGUCGUGCCACAGUCAAUGAAAACGUCGGCUAAUUUAUGGGAUCACAUUUUUCAGUGCAUGAAUAGUCGCCGUGAUCUACUGAAUGGUCAUCAUCAUCAACAUGGUCCAUUUCCUCCACCACUAUCAUCAUCAUCAUCAUUGACGAAAUCUGAUCUUCGUGUGAAUGAUGAUGACAACAACCACCAUCAUCACCAGCACCACGACCACCACCACCAGCAGCAGCAGCUGUUCAUUGGGGAUAUUGAUUUAGACCGUAGUGAAAUUUCUGAUUGUGAUGAUCCAAGUGAAAAUUUUAAUGAUUCUGUCCUCACUAUUGUGAGUUCACCUGAACAUGAGAUGAUCACUAAUACUAACACUACUACUAAUAAUAAUAAUAAUGCUGAUAAGAAUUAUUCAGAUGUGAGUUUAUCACCACGCCAGAUACCACUACAUAUCAGUGAAACAUGUUUAUCAUCUAAUAUUUCGACUGACGCCGCCAUCUCUGCGACCAGCGCCAGCAACACUACCAUUCCAAUGACUGCUGCUUCGUUGUCAUUGUCAUCUGCUGCUGCUCCUGUACCUGCUACUACUUCUACUACUGCGAUGACGACAACGAAUACUGCUGCUGCUGCUGCUACUGUUGCUGCUCGUCCUCCUCUUCCUUCAUGUACUAGUCCUAUUGAAUAUGUACAUAAAAUAUUUAAUAAUAAAUAUGUAAAGAGAAAAGCAUCAACAACAACAACUUCGGAAACUAGUGGUAGUACACGUAAUAAACGUGUAUGCCCAUCACUAAACAAAGGUGAUUGCAACAACGUACAAGGUAGUUGUCAUCGCAUUAUUGAAGGUGUUGGUGUUAGUGCUAGUGUUGGAGGUGAUGAUAAUGACCAACUGAGUCCAACUAAUAAUUCUGCUACUACUACUCCUUGUGUUGACGAGGGGGCGCAAGAACAGGUCAGCAGCGGCGGCGGAGGGACAUCACGUAGUUCUGAUGAUACAAAUGUUACUGAAAUGUCAGCGUUUGAUAGACCAACAAUACCAAGUGGAGUUGUAUCGAAUCCGCCUGUAUGUCAGAUAACUUAUAAAUGUUACGUGUGUCAAAGACGAUUUACUGCUCGUUCUUCGUGUCUGCGUCAUAUGACCAAUUUGCAUGGAGCUGUAACAUCAGAGCUGCAGUGGAAUCUUUUAACUGAAACAAAUUAUGUCGCAUCUACUCCAUCUGGACCUAAAAACAAUAACCCUAAUUUGUUGUCGUUGUUGAAUAAUAAUAAUAAUAAUAAUAAUACCCCAGCUACUGGAUCCGGCUCAACAGCAGCACCAGCGACGACGUCGUCAUCAUCAUCAUCGUUGUCUAAAUCAGGUGAAUCUGUUCGUGAAGAGAAUGACAACAGCAGCAGCAGUGGCGGUGGUGUUGUCAGAAAGAUAUUCUUUUGUUCACUUUGUAAUAAGUGUUAUAGGUCACGACAUAGUUUAUUAAGACAUAAAACUUCACAUCAUGGACAGACGGAUAGUCAGACAAGCAGUCGGCAAGCAGACUGAGUGAUUGAUUGGUUGGUUGGUUGGUACAUUAACUCAUACAUCUUUCUUCAUUGUAUGUUCUAUUACUGUCUUAUGCACAGUUAUGUGUUAUACAUAUAGGUACAGUUUGUACAGACACAAAGACAUAAAUCCAUGCGUUUAUUUUCGUUAUGUGUUUGUUAUAUACAUAUACAUGUUUUUUUUAACGAUUAUAAUUGUACAUAUACAGGAGCCAGAAAUUCAGAUUUAUUCAUUAUUAUUAUUAUUACUAUUAUUA